AUACCUUGCAUCUGAAGUAUAGCACCAACACCUAAUUAGCUCUCUCCUGAGCCCAAAGUCACUGAGCCCAACUCUCCCUUCAUGAUGCAGUGUGUGUUUUGAGAUAAAUGAUAUAACAUUAAGCUCAAGGUGGUUGAUUCUCAAGCAGUAGUGAGGCGGAAGCAAGCCAAGGGAGCUCCAUGCCCACUGAUCCCACGGAACUCACUGAAGACACCGGAACUGUACUUAAAAGUGUUGGGUUUUUAACGCACUCUGUAUUGUGGCUAUUUGUUAAUCUCCUGAAGUUGUAGACUGUGGGGAGACUGCACAAUGGAAUUUGGGAUGGAAAGGGACAUAAGUAUUACAAUAUUACUUAAAUGUCAAACACAAGACCUAAUUUCUUUUCUAUAUACCACUGUGUGUUUGCAUAUAUGUAGGAUCACCAAUUAGAGCAUAACAGUAAUAUUGCAUGCAUGUUUUUAUCAGUUAGCUGUUACACUUCUGAAAACUGUUUUGAGUUGGAGUUCAAAUGAAGCUUCCUAUUUAGAGUCCAAUAAUGCAGUGGUUCCCAACCUUUUUGGGGUCCAGGACCCCCUGCAUAUUUUUGAUCAACCCUGGCCCCACCUGAUCUGGGGGCGUCAGGGUGCAAUUUGGUAGAAACGGCAGGAACUGCAUUUUAAAUUGCAUAAUGGGCUUUAAUUACUCAUUGAGGCAAAUAUGAGCUUUUAGUUACAACCCACAAGACACCAUACCACAAUGGAAUAUUCAUGCAGUUAACAGAAAUGUUUUUUUUUUUUGUAGUAGUAGUUUUUAGAAAUAUAUAACAGAAUGCUUAUGUAGUUCAUUUAAAAAAAAAUAUGGAAAAAAAUUGACCCUUGCACAUUCAUGAGUUUUUCCACAUUGUUCUGUAAAUAUUUAACAAGAAAAGCAUUAUUACGAAAGGAGUUGUAUAUGCUCACUAAAACGCCAGGGGGCUCAUAAUUUCUGAAGAAUGCAAAUGGAUUUAUGUUUGUGUUAACAACUGCAUGCAGUAACUUGACGUGAAAAGGAGUGAGAUCUCUAUUAAAAUAAAAUGAAUUUUACUUCUGAAACGGAAUUAGAGAAAACAAGUCCUCUUACCCUUUAUAAUUUAGAUAAGUAAACAUGUCACAUUUGAGUAAAAUAAAUGUCAGGAUGUUUUUGAAAAGGUACUUUACAGGGAGUCCUUGGUCUACGACCGAGAUCCAUUUCUACACUGGCGACAUAAUCCGAAUUUCUGCGUGAGUCAGAUUUCACCGUUAAAAGUACAAAUUCACGAUGACAACUGGGUUGGUUCAAAGCACUCCAGCGACCCUCAUGAAGAUUAGUGGCUCAGAAAACGGGUGCGUGUGGGUACUUUGUAUAAAAAAAAAAACUAAAAUACGUUAAAAUAAGAAUUAAAAAAAAAAGAUGGUGUACUUACCAUUACUUUGAGAGGUAGAUGACGAAGAAAGGGGGAAGGCACUCGUUAGUUAUUGCUAAGUAAGCAUGUGCAGGUACCCCUUGCUAGCGGGAAAAUCUCCUCAGCGUCCAUGCCUAAAUGUCCUUCCAAAGUUGGGAAAAAGGGCCAUGCCUAUUCCCUUUCAUGAACAUUAGGCUAAUAUUAAGCCUACGUUCAUUCUGAUCCUCGAUCCAUAAUGUAAGUCAUCUUUCCAUCUCGACAACGAUCGAAGAACGUUGCCUCAUUUUUUAUUUCUUAACGAAAAAAGUUACUUUGAGAUCACUGUAACCAUCAUAGGAGCGAAACCCCGUGUGCUAAAAUCCGGGCUUUGUCCUUAAUAAAAGUCGCCAUGGUCGUCCGACUGAACCUCAAGUCUUUACCGAUGUCAGUGUUAUUCCUUUGUCUGAUCUUUUUAUGAUGUUAAGCUUCGUUUACAUGGUUAUUGCUUUUCUUUCGGCUGGACCAGGAUUGCUGAAAAUCCAACUUCUUUUGGUCCAUAAUGUAUCAAAAAGUAGGUGAAAAAGGUAUAUAUACUCCCAGCGCACAAACACAGAUAAGCAAUAUGGAUGAACUAAGCAGAAACACUAUGGUGCUGGGGUCAUAAUGGCAGACAAGAUGCAGGCGUUGUAAACUCGAAACGUUUUAGAUCGAGACCGUUUUAACCUGAACUCCCUGGAUUUUGACUGACCCCUUGCAACUACACCACAAACCACUAGGGGUCCACGAACCCCUGGUUGAGAAACACUGCAGUAAGGGACUAGCGUUUAAUGAAUUUUAGUAUUGUGCAGAUAUUGACAGUCACAGGUAUAGUUUGUGAGAAAUGACAGGUAGGCACUCCUAAUUGAGAGAUCCUACCUCUUGAUGAACUAUAUAUUUUGUUCAAUUAUUUCAAUGGCAAUGUUUUCUCUCUCGCUGUCUCCUGCGUCGUGUGUUUUGCAGCAUCCGGAUAGCAAGAUGAUGCAGAUUAACUUGACUGGUUUCCUGAACGGGAAAAAUGCUAGAGAGUUCAUGAGAGACCUGUGGCCCCUGUUGCUGAGUGCCCAGGAGAACAUUGCUGGGAUCCCAACUGCAUUUCUGGAGCAGAAGAAGGAAGAAAUCAAGCAGAGACAAAUCGAGCAAGAGAAGCUUGCCUCUUUGAAGAAGAUGGAGGAAGAAAAAAAAGAGUCAAGAGAGAGGGCUCAGUCGAAGAGCCCGAGAAGACGCAAGACAAGGUCCCCGUCGCCACGACGUAGGUCUCCCCCGAGGCGGGAAAGGAAACGUAGCCCUUCACGCUCACCAAGACGUAAAGCUAAUCUACCUGGCGGGAGUUCACCUCCUCCACCCUUGAUGCAGCUUUCCACAAAACCUGUGGAGCAGCCAAUGGAGCCUGACACUUCAGGAAGUGCCAUGCCAGAACCACUCAUCCAAGAAGCACCUUCCACCAGUGAAACUGUUGUGGAGAUAGUGAAAGCAGACUCAGUAACUGAAGACAAGGAGAUGCCGCAUGAGAAAAAUAAGAAUGAAGAAAGGCCCAAAUCAAGGGAAAGGGAGAAGGAUAGUAGAAAGGAAAGACCUCAGCGCCGCUCCCGUUCUCAUUCCCGCCACCGCAAACGGCGCUCCCGUUCAAGAUCUUACUCUCCACGUAGAAGGCCGAGUCCCAGAAGAAGGUCUCCACGUCGAAGAAGCCCACCCAAACGAGCCCCACCGAGCUCCAGAACCAGACCCCGUCGUUCUCCUCUUCGCAGGAGACGAUCGCGCUCUGCUUCAUCCUCUGGCAGCAGCUCCUCACGCUCUCGCUCACCUAAAAAAAUAAUGAAAAAGAUAUCCAACACGCCUCAACGAAAACAGCCCCACUACCCUGAUGCUUCUGUUAGUCCCAGUCCUAGGAAAGAUAGGCGCUCACCAUCACCACGUGUCAGAAGGAGCAGAGGUUCGCUGUCACCUCCCAGAUCCUCUGAGGACGAUAAAAACGAGAAAGGCGCAAUGGCAGAUUCUGUGCAGCAGAGACGACAGUAUCGUAGACAGAAUCAGGAGUCAUCUUCAGAUUCAGGAUCAUCCUCUUCAGAUGAGGAAGCAUCCAAGAGACCAAAGGGAACACCAGCGGCCAGAAACGGUGAUGUUAAGAGGAGGCGUAGCCACACUCCUUCCCCGAGGAGGCGACAGAGAGAGGCCUCUCCGAGGAAAAGACGCUCAAUAUCGCCUGGUGUGCGCAGACGCCGUUCUCUUACUCCCCCAAGGCGUCGCAGGACCCCGUCACCAAGACGAAGGUCUCCUUCCCCACUCUCUCGCAGACGUUAUUCUCCUCCCAUCCAGCGUCGAUACAGCCCGCUGCCGCCUCAGAAGAGGAAAUUAUCGAACUCUCCUGCUAGACGUGCUUCACCAGCGCACAAACGCCGUCUUUCUAGAUCCCCUAAACGCAGAGCUUCUCCUGCUCAGCGGAGGCGCACGCCUCCCACGUCGUCAUCUCCGCCCAGACACAGAAGAAGCCCCAUGAUUUCUUCUGUUCGUCCAAGUCGAGAUGCACGAUCCCCUCCUGUAGCAGCAAAUCGGCGUUCCCAAUCCCCUGCAAACCGCAGUCACAUUAACAGAGGCUCCAACAGUCCCAUAAGACAGUUUGACCAGUUUUCCUCCAACCAGCGGAGGCACUCACCAUCACACAGUGAAAAACCUAUCCGAAGAGUCUCUCGCACCCCAGAGCUGCGCAGCAACCACAGACUUUCAUCGAGCCCGCAGCCUUUGAAAAGAGUUUCCUCCAGAUCUCGAUCCCUUUCUCCUCAACCAGCUGCUGUGAAACACCCAGGCCCCACAUCUGCCUCCGUCUCUCCGUCUCGAUCUGCUAGUGUAUCGCCCCCACCGGCCAGAAAGGCCAGCAGUGGCUCGGGCAGCCGAUCACCCAGCAAGAAUUCAGACGUUGAUGGCAGCGCCAAGAAGAAGAAGAAGAAGAAGAAGGAGAAGAAGCAUAAGAAAGACAAGAAACAUAAGAAGCACAAGAAGCAUAAGAAGGAGAAGAGUAGCAACGCUGGAUGUGGAGAGACCCAGCAGAACCAGGGUGGGGAUGAAGAUGGUGAAUCAAGAAAGGAAUCAGAGAGUGAAGUGGAGGACACGUUGGAUGACCUGGAGAAACACCUGAGAGAGAAGGCCCUGCGCUCCAUGAGGAAGGCCCAGGUGUCUCCCUCACAGAUGUCUUAAAU
Messenger RNA from Syngnathoides biaculeatus (alligator pipefish), 4608 nucleotides. It is a transcript of the gene srrm1, whose product is annotated as serine/arginine repetitive matrix 1. The transcript is spliced from 14 exons. Lineage: Eukaryota; Metazoa; Chordata; Actinopteri; Syngnathiformes; Syngnathidae. Bases 2300 to 4606 code for a protein of 768 amino acids. Gene Ontology annotation, molecular function: RNA binding. Gene Ontology annotation, biological process: mRNA processing; regulation of mRNA splicing, via spliceosome. Gene Ontology annotation, cellular component: spliceosomal complex. The record is from RefSeq and is a predicted model, not a curated record.